Truncatella angustata is the source of this 1638-nucleotide messenger RNA. RefSeq names its product acyl-CoA dehydrogenase/oxidase. Lineage: Eukaryota; Fungi; Ascomycota; Sordariomycetes; Amphisphaeriales; Sporocadaceae. The record is from RefSeq and is a predicted model, not a curated record. Bases 1 to 1638 code for a protein of 545 amino acids. The transcript has 3 exons. Gene Ontology annotation, molecular function: oxidoreductase activity, acting on the CH-CH group of donors; flavin adenine dinucleotide binding.
AUGUCUCAAACAUUCAAGGCGAGCGACGUCGCUGCCCAUAACAAGUCUGAUUCAUUGUACAUUAUUGUCGACGAGGAUGUCUAUGAUCUCACCAAGUUCCAAGACGACCACCCAGGUGGCAAGAAGAUUCUACAAAGGGUUGCCGGCAAAGACGCCUCAAAGCAAUUCUGGAAAUACCACAACGAGGGCAUCCUAAAGAAGUACAAGUCACAACUCCAGGUCGGCUCGCUCGACACCAAGAAGAAGGUCGAAGAACCUGCAAAGCCCGAUCCCGCUGCCGCAGCACCCAAGGCUACGAAGGAGGCGCCGAAAGUAGUCCAGAACGCCAAUUUGGAAGACUCCGAAGCUCUAGAACCCUACGGCGACCUGAUCCCAUUUGCAGAUCCAAGCUGGUACCAGAGCUACCACUCUCCAUACUACAACGAAUCACAUGCUGCCCUUCGUGCCGAAGUCCGCGAAUGGGUCGAGAAGGACAUCGAGCCCUACGUUACAGAAUGGGACGAGAAGAAGGAGGUACCGCAAGAGAUCUUCCUCGAGUUCGGACGACGUGGCUAUCUCGCCGGCCUUUUGGGUGUGCACUAUCCUACGGAAUACACUAGCAACAGAGUCAAGUCUGUGCCGCCCGAGCAAUGGGACCUCUUCCACGAGAUGAUCGUCACAGAUGAGCUGUCGCGCACUGGCAGUGGUGGCUUUGUGUGGCACAUGAUCGGAGGCUACGGCAUCGGCGGUCCACCUCUCAUCAAGUUCGGCAAGAAGUCGCUGAAGGAUCGUAUCAUGCCUGGCAUUCUCUCCGGCGAGAAGAGGAUAUGUCUCGCCAUCACAGAGCCUGAUGCCGGCUCCGAUGUGGCCAACCUGACCUGCGAGGCCAAGCUCAGCGAGGACGGCAAGCACUAUAUCGUCAACGGCGAGAAGAAGUGGAUCACCAACGGCAUCUGGGCCGACUACUUCACCACAGCCGUCCGAACUUCGGAGAACGGCAUGAACGGUGUGACCCUGCUUCUCAUCGAGCGCAGCUUCGGCGGUGUGAGCACGAGGCGCAUGGACUGCCAGGGUGUCUGGUCCUCAGGUACCACCUACAUAACUUUCGAGGACGUCAAGGUCCCCGUAGAGAACGUGCUGGGCAAGGAGAACCAGGGCUUCAAGGUCAUCAUGACUAACUUCAACCACGAGCGCGUGGGCAUUAUCAUUCAGAGUCUGCGAUUCUCCCGUGUUCUCUACGAGGAGUCGGUAAAAUAUGCCAACAAGCGUCGCACCUUCGGCAAGAAGCUUAUCGAGCACCCCGUCAUUCGCAUGAAGUUGGCGCAUAUGGCCAGGCAGAUUGAGGCUUCCUACAACUGGAUGGAGAACCUCAUCUAUCAAUGUCAGAAGAUGGACGAUACCCAGGCCAUGCUGUUGUUGGGUGGCCCGAUCGCAGGCCUCAAGGCGCAGUCGACGCUUACUUUCGAGUUCUGCGCUCGUGAGGCAAGUCAGAUCUUCGGUGGCUUGUCGUACUCGAGGGGUGGGCAAGGUGCCAAGGUGGAAAGGUUGUACCGUGACGUGAGAGCAUAUGCUAUCCCUGGUGGUAGUGAGGAGAUCAUGCUUGAUCUAAGCAUGAGACAGAGUCUGAGAGUCGCCAAGAUGACGGGCAUGAAGCUGUAA